AUGUCCGAAUGGAAGAACAAGCCCACCUUCCCCCCCGGCUUCCAAUACUCCAGCUUCGCCGACGCAACCACUGUCACGCCCGCAGACGUCGACAGCAGCCUCCCCCCCAACUCCGGCGUCUAUACCGCUGACCUCAAGCGCGACUGGUGCAUUGGCUUCGUCCCCCACGGCGGCUACCUCACCGCCCUUCUCCUCAAGAGCGCCCACAAACACAUCACCACCCACCCCGCCCUCGCACCACUCAAUCAGCCGCACGCAAUCCACAUCUCCUGCACAUUCUUCAACUCGUGCACCCCCGGCGCCGCCCGCAUCGCCAUCACGCCCGUCAAGACCGGCCGGCAGUACAGCUUCCUUCGCGCAACGCUCACGCAGAACGGCGGGGAGCGGCUCUGCUUCGAGGGGCUAAUCCCAUUCACGAAUCUCGAGACUCUGCAGACUGGCCCAACGCUGCCAACCGCGUCCACGCUGCCGCGAAGAGGCAUUCCGGAUCGGGAGACAGAGUGUGUGCAGGCGCCGAACGCGAGCGAUCCGCGGGUGGAUGUGCGGCCGGCGUCGCGGAAGCUUAUUUAUGCGGUGCCGGCGGUGGGGGCGCGCACGUAUGGCAGCCUUGAGGGGUCGCCGAGUGUGCGGGAGCAGUGGGUGUCUCUGAAGGAUGGGGGGAGCAUGGAUGUUCCCGCGCUAGGGUUCUUGAGUGAUAUGUACCUCCCGAUACCGGAGAACUACAAAGAGACCUCCCGGACGCACUGGUAUCCGACGCUCUCGCUGAAGGUCGAGGUGAAGCGCAUCCCGCCGCCGGAGGGAUGGAAGUGGCUGUUCUGCCGUAUCGAGGCGCGCGAGAUCCGGAAUGGCCGCAUGGACGUCAUGGUGGAUAUCUAUGACGAGGAUAAGAACCUGGUCGCCAUCGCGAGCCAGCUGGCGAUCAUUGUCAGCAGUGACAGAAAUAAACCGAAAAAUUUAGUACCGGCGAAGCUUUAG
This is a messenger RNA of Morchella sextelata, 975 nucleotides long. RefSeq lists its product as uncharacterized. Lineage: Eukaryota; Fungi; Ascomycota; Pezizomycetes; Pezizales; Morchellaceae. The record is from RefSeq and is a predicted model, not a curated record. The coding region runs from base 1 to 975 and encodes 324 amino acids. The transcript is spliced from 3 exons.